UAAGGAAUUGCAUUUUGCGAAAAGGAACAAGAAUUUUCUGCAAGGAUCAUAUCUAAGUGCACUUUUAGCUGAUACUUCAUUUCUAUCUUGCUCAAUCCCCCAGGCUGAAGUGCAGUGUUGUGAUCUUGGUUCAUUGCAACCUCCGCCUCCAGGUUCAAGUGAUUCUCAUGCCUCAGCCUCCCGAGUAGCUGGGAUUGCAGGUGCCUGCCACCAUGGCUGGCAGAUGUUUCUAUUUUUAGUAGAAACGGGGUUUCACCAUGUUGGCCAGGCUGGUCUUGAACUCUGGACCUCAGAUCUUGUAGAAAAUUUCAGCUGUACCCCUUGGACUAGAAGCUGAAAUAAUAGAAGCUGUAUACGAUGCAUUAGGGUAUUGAAGAAAAUUAGCUUUUGAAUUAAAUAUUUGGAAUAUAAGGAAAUAAGGAAAGGUGACUGAAAAUGGGGCGGAAGAAAAUACAAAUCACACGCAUAAUGGAUGAAAGGAACCGACAGGUCACUUUUACAAAGAGAAAGUUUGGAUUAAUGAAGAAAGCCUAUGAACUUAGUGUGCUCUGUGACUGUGAAAUAGCACUCAUCAUUUUCAACAGCUCUAACAAACUGUUUCAAUAUGCUAGCACUGAUAUGGACAAAGUUCUUCUCAAGUAUACAGAAUAUAAUGAACCUCAUGAAAGCAGAACCAACUCGGAUAUUGUUGAGACUUUAAGAAAGAAAGGCCUUAAUGGUUGUGAGAGCCCUGAUGCUGACGAUUACUUUGAGCACAGUCCACUCUCGGAGGACAGAUUCAGCAAACUAAAUGAAGAUAGUGAUUUUAUUUUCAAACGAGGCCCUCCUGGUUUGCCACCUCAGAACUUUUCAAUGUCUGUCACAGUUCCAGUGACCAGCCCCAAUGCUUUGUCCUACACUAACCCAGGGAGUUCAUUGGUGUCCCCAUCUUUGGCAGCCAGCUCAACGUUAACGGACUCAAGCAUGCUGUCUCCACCUCAAACCACGUUACAUAGAAAUGUGUCUCCUGGAGCUCCUCAGAGACCACCGAGUACUGGCAAUGCAGGUGGGAUGUUGAGCACUACAGACCUCUCAGUGCCAAAUGGAGCCGGAAGCAGCCCAGUGGGGAAUGGAUUUGUAAACUCAAGAGCUUCUCCAAAUUUGAUUGGAACUACUGGUGCAAAUAGUUUAGGCAAAGUCAUGCCUACGAAGUCUCCCCCUCCACCAGGUGGUGGUAAUCUUGGAAUGAACAGUAGAAAACCAGAUCUUCGAGUUGUCAUCCCCCCUUCAAGCAAGGGCAUGAUGCCUCCACUAAAUACCCAAAGGAUAAGUAGUUCUCAAGCCACUCAACCUCUUGCUACCCCAGUCGUGUCUGUGACAACCCCAAGCUUGCCUCCACAGGGACUUGUGUACUCAGCAAUGCCGACUGCCUACAACACUGAUUAUUCACUGACCAGCGCUGACCUGUCAGCUCUGCAAGGCUUCAACUCGCCAGGAAUGUUGUCGCUGGGACAGGUGUCGGCCUGGCAGCAGCACCACCUAGGACAAGCAGCCCUCAGCUCUCUUGUUGCUGGAGGGCAGUUAUCUCAGGGUUCCAAUUUAUCCAUUAAUACCAACCAAAACAUCAACAUUAAGUCCGAACCAAUUUCACCUCCUCGGGAUCGUAUGACCCCAUCGGGCUUCCAGCAGCAGCAGCAGCAGCAGCAGCCGCCGCCGCCACAGCCGCAGCCACAGCCACAGCCACAACCCCCGCAGCCCCAGCCCCAGCCCCGACAGGAAAUGGGGCGCUCCCCUGUGGACAGUCUGAGCAGCUCUAGUAGCUCCUAUGAUGGCAGUGAUCGGGAGGAUCCACGGGGCGACUUCCAUUCUCCAAUUGUGCUUGGCCGACCCCCAAACACUGAGGACAGAGAAAGCCCUUCUGUAAAGCGAAUGAGGAUGGACGCGUGGGUGACCUAAGGCUUCCAGGCUGAUGUUUGUACUUUUGUGUUACUGCAGUGAACUGCCCUACAUAUCUAAAUCGGUAAAUAAGGACAUGAGUUAAAUAUAUUUAUAUGUACAUACAUAUAUAUAUCCCUUUACAUAUAUAUGUAUGUGGGUGUGAGUGUGUGUGUAUGUGUGGGUGUGUGUUACAUACACAGAAUCAGGCACUUACCUGCAAACUCCUUGUAGGUCUGCAGAUGUGUGUCCCAUGGCAGACAAAGCACCCUGUAGGCACAGACCAGUCUGGCACUUCCUUGGACUACUUGUUUCAUAAAGAUAACCAGUUUUUGCAGAGAAACGUGUACCCAUAUAUAAUUCUCCCACACUAGCUUGCAGAAACCUAGAGGGCCCCCUACUUGUUUUAUUUAACUGUGCGGUGACUGUAGUUACUUCAGAGAAAAUGCUUUGUAGAACAGAGCAGUAGAAAAGCAGGAACCAAGAAAGCAAUACUGUACAUAAAAUGUCAUUUAUAUUAUCCAACCUGGCAUGGGUGUCUGUUGCAAAGGGGUGCAUGGGAAAGGGCUGUUGAUAUUAAAAAACAAACAAAACAAAAAAGCCCCACACAUAACUGUUUUGCACGUGCAAAAAUGUAUUGGGUCAAGAAGUGAUCUUUAGCUAAUAAAGAAAGAGAAUAGAAAACACGCAUGAGAUAUUCAGAAAAUACUAGCCUAGAAAUAUAGAGCAUUAACAAAGUAAAAUUAAUAUAUUAAGUUAUAAUUGGAAUAUGUCAGAAGUUUCUUUUUACAUUCAUAUCUUAAAAAUUAAAGAAACUGAUUUUAGCUCAUGUAUAUUUUAUAUGAAAGAAAACACCCUUAUGAAUUGAUGACUAUAUAUAAAAUUAUAUUCACUACUUUUGAACACAUUCUGCUAUGAAUUAUUUAUAUAAGCCAAAGCUAUAUGUUGUAACUUUUUUUUAGAGAAUAGCUUUAUCUUGGUUUAACUUUUUAGUUUUAUUUUAAGAGGGGAAAACAAAAAUAUCUUGCAAGCAGAACCUUGGAAAAAAAAAGCCAUGAACACUUAUUCUAUAUGUAAAUUAAAAGUUGAGCCAAACUCUUUGUGUAUAUAGCAUCUUAAAUAUAUUAUCACCUUUGAUGUAAGUACCUAUGUAUUGUAUGGUCACCAGAUUAAAAAGUAUAUUUUUGUGGAUUGCCGCCAAUUUGGGGGGAAAAGGCGAGGUCCUUUAUUAAGUAUUCACUGUUUAAUAUUUACUAUUUUGUUAAAUAUACUGUACUUUGGAUUUUAAUUAUUAGCCCAGUUUUUUCAGAGGAUUGUAUAAAGGGGUUUCUCCCCUCACUGGUGGUGAAUGUGUGAUGUUACAUUGUAAUCUUUGUGCUGUAUGGGUUGAGCAUCAUUAUAUAUUUUAUAUGUGUACAUAAAUAGCAAAGUGGCAAAAAAAUUGGUGUUAAGUUCAUCCUGCAUAAGUAUAAAAUGUGUUGUAACAAAUUUUAUAAGGCAUUAUUUAAAACUUGCCUUUUGUGAGGAAAAAAAUAUAGUAGAAAAAGCUGACCUAAUUUAAUUAAUAUUAGAGAAAAUGGCAAAAUAGUAGAUGAGCACAAAGGUUUUAUAAGUGGUAAAUGAUUAGGGGAAAAUACUCGUGGGGAAAGGGAUCUUUUUUCCUUGACCAUCUGAAAACAGAAUGAUGCAGCUGGUUACAAAAUCCUACCAUUAUCAGCUCUUCUGCACAUCGCAGAGAUAAAGCUUUGGUAUGCAGGGAGAAACGCUCUUAAGGUGCCGGUCCUUGGCAUGACUCUUGCCAUUCUAAUUGGAAUUAGUGCCACCCUCAGCUUGGAUUUUGAACAAGGCCUUAUUCUUUCAGGAAGACAACUAAUGGAUGAUAGCAGGUUCAUCCACUUACUGGGCUUGUGCCAUGAGCAAAAUUCAAAGUCCUGUAUAUCUUUCAUUGUAGAUUUUUAAAUACUCCUUUUCCUGAAAAACUCAAGGGUUUAAAUAUUGCUAUUUUAUAUUUUAAACAAUAUUGAGCAGCUACCUACAAUUUCUACGUACAUUUUGUUCCCCUCACCACUACCCCCAAAUUAUGUUCCUUUUGACAUUUUCCAUUAUGUUCCUUUUGACAUUUUCCUCAUUUGCUGUUUGUGACAAGUCAUCAGCCAGAUUUCCUGACUGACACAUAGGUGUGAUCAGUGCAGGAGAAACCUGUGCACCACAGGCUGCAAACUGGAGGUUCUGUUCUCAUGGCAGUUUGGGCAGUAACUUUUGAGAGAGGCCAAAAAAAGGAGGAUGACAUGCUGUCUCCUCUCUUCAGUAUAGACAUUUGGCUCUUAUUCAGAAAGCAUUUUUCUUUAAAAAUGUACUUAUUUUACUGAACUACUUACAGGCACAUUUCUUCAUAAGACCACACCUAAUCCAAACAAGAUAGUCUCCCAACACUGAAGUUCCAAAAUAAUCCUUACCACUUUGUAAACCAUUUAUAGCUUUGAAAGUGUUAAGUGAUUCCUUCGUUAUUAUUUAUGCAUGUUCAUGAACUUCUGCUGUACAUUGGAAUAGGAGUUAACACAUUCACAUUUACUGUCUAUUUUCUUGUGUGCCUUAUGAGAUGGCUUUUCUGACUGUAUCUCAAUAGUCUUUCUUUCUAUGCAGGUUUAUAAUCAGUACAACUACUGUUUUCUAAAAUAAUAUUACUCAAGGCUCGGAGUUUGUAUUUAAAUUACACUGACCAAGUAACAAUGUAUUCCAUUUCAGGAACCGAAUAUUUGACUGUUAACCUUUUUCCCAUACGCCCAGUGUGGCAUGGAGCAUAUGGACUUGACAGACAUCUCUCACCCAGACGCUCAUGUGUGAACACACCCACAUCCACAUCUCUGGGUGGAAACCAGCCUAGAGCGGGGACAACGCUAAUGGUGUUGCUUUAGAACCGUCUUUUCUUACCCUUUUAGACUCGUGUUUUGUAUGAGACACCAUUGCAAGAAAAUUUUAUCCCUCCAGAAGUAUUUUAUUACUAAAAAACAAAAGCAAAAAAAGCUUAGAGUAAAUUGCACUGGUUAAAGUACAGUUUCCAACAGCUGUACUUCUUUAGUACUCUAAUCGCCACUCCACUGCGAGUGAAAGUCACCAUUGUGUGUACACAGGUGGUCCCAAUCAGAACUCCAUCAUUUGAGCCCAAUUAUGUCCAUUGUGUUGUAGACUAAAUCAGGGGUUUGUUCUAAAAGAACAAUACAUGUUUUACCAUUUCCUUUAACUAGAAGGACAACUAGUAAUGCAUUAACAUAAUUUCUCUAUUAACCAUCAUGCGCACAAGAAAUACAUAGUAAAUAAGGAACCUGAAAACUCCUGGCAUUGGAUCUUAAGAAGCUAGAUGAUUAGAAUGUGAAAAAGAUUUUACAAAUGUAAAACUUCUAUUUCUCUGUAGAAACUUUCUUCACUUUGCUGUGCAAGAAGACACUGCUUUGCUAUAUUUAAAAUGGCUUUUUUAAAGAGAUUUAUGUAUUUGGUAAAUGUUUGUAGUCAACAGUUCACACAAGAAGCUGUACACGGUUUGAUCAUGUAAAACCGUUUGGCGGCACAAGCUGGACUUUGUUGCCAUCCUUGAGAUGAACCUUUUAAGAAAAAUAAGUUAAUCUCAAUUUUUCCCUGAAUGUGUUGUUUUUCUUCAUUAUACAAUAAAUAUAAUAGUGAACUUUUUAUCAAAUGGUGAAGACAA
This is a messenger RNA of Mandrillus leucophaeus (drill), 5617 nucleotides long. It is a transcript of the gene MEF2A, whose product is annotated as myocyte enhancer factor 2A. Gene Ontology annotation, molecular function: DNA-binding transcription factor activity, RNA polymerase II-specific; protein dimerization activity; RNA polymerase II cis-regulatory region sequence-specific DNA binding. The transcript is spliced from 11 exons. Gene Ontology annotation, biological process: positive regulation of transcription by RNA polymerase II. Lineage: Eukaryota; Metazoa; Chordata; Mammalia; Primates; Cercopithecidae. The coding region runs from base 436 to 1935 and encodes 499 amino acids. The record is from RefSeq and is a predicted model, not a curated record.